GGCCACCCCCCUGGAGCCACCUUACUCUUACUUAAAAAAAAACCAGUAAAAGAUGCUACUUUCUACCACGCAUCACCUUACAAUAUACGUCACUAGAAGUUAUAAUACAUAUUACUCGAUUCGUGUUUUUCAGCUUUUUAAACGAGUUCAAGUUUCGUCAAACGGAACGGUUUAUAAAAUAUAGAAAUCUAUGUUUUAUAGAAAGGUAAAAUUUAAAUACAUUACAAUAAUACAAUGGACUGGGACGACCGUGUCAAUCUAGACAACAACGUGUCAUUCCUUUCAUGGAUACGGAAAUACGAUGACGCACGAGAAAAACAGCUGACGGAUUGGGUUUCCACCUUUCACCACGAUAGCCUGCGUUGCAAGCUGGUUACACAUAAACGCGGUGACAGCCGUGGCGCGUAUAACUUGAGUUGCAGGAUGGAGUUCGAAAAUGGGGAGGAGUGGAUGGUGCGUUUUCCCAUGGUCGGAAAAGUUGUCAAUGCCGACGAGAAGACCGAGAUUGAAGUGGCUACGAUGAAUCUAAUCCGUCAACGGACCACGAUACCUAUCCCCCAGGUCAAAGCUUGGGGGUUGGCGGCGGAUAACGCCCUUGGAAUUGGUCCUUUCAUCAUGAUGGAUUUCGUCCAAGGCAUCAGUGUCGCUGACAUUCUUCAAACACCGGAUUCCAGAAUCAUGAGACAGGACAUUAGUGAGAGAGUCAUCGAGGUCAUCUUCCGCCAGAUGAUCAAUUUCUCUCUGCAGCUCCGGAAACUUGGCUUUGCACACAUCGGCAGCUUAACCUCAACGUCUACCGCUAGCGAGGGUGGCUCCGCUGCGACGAUUCAUUCGCGGCCCGUGACAAAGAAGUCGCAUGAUUUUCUCUUGGACGGCGGAGUUAAUGUUCUUGGUCCUCCAAACGAGAUAUUCUCAUCCACGACCGAGUACUUUCGCCAUGUCGUUGACCAGGACCUACGGCAUCUACACGACCAACCAAAUUCGGUCGACGAUGACCAGGAUGCAAGAGAAAAGUAUAUCUACUUUAAUAUCAUGAAGGCCUUGAUCACUCGUCAUGUUCUGCCAGGCCAUGACAAGGGACCGUUCAAGCUCACAUGCGACGAUUUCCAACCUACAAAUAUGAUCGUCAACAACGAACAGGAUCUCAAAGUAGUCGCAGUGAUUGAUUGGGAGUGGUCGUAUACUGCGCCAGCCCAGCUGGUAAAUUCCACGCCGACGUGGCUUCUGAUCCAGUCUCCUAACGCCUGGGCCUCCGUUGAUGAGCGGCUUACUAGGUUCAACUGGCACUUGGAACUAUAUACGCGGAUAUUGGAAGAAGAGGAGCCAAAGAUCCUAGGGGACGGUAUUGUCGCGGACCAGAAGCCCUCGACAAUGUUACGUGCGUGCCAAGAAGAUGGCCGCCAAUGGUUUCACUUCAUCAUCCUACGUGGCUUCAACGGUCCCACCUGUGUCCCGUUUGUAAAGCUCCGGGAGGAGACGAGAGACUGGGAUAAACUUGCUGCUGCUGUCCCAGAAGAAGAUAUCAACUCCUUUGUCCAGAAGAAAAUGGCAGACUUACAGAAGUACGAGAAACAGCUGGUUGAGAUGAAGGAACGAUACAAGAUAGCGCUGCGCGGGGACUUGAAGGAUUUGGACACUUUUCUCUGCAAGAACACGGAAAUGCUUUCUCUCGAUGGAUGGCGCUACCAGUGGCAGUCCUGGACUUGUUUCAAUCGGUAACCCUAACUUGGACGUAUAUGAGUGCCACCGGGCUGAUUUCGCGCGAUCAUCUCUCCUGCACUCUCAUUUUUUCGGAGACCUCAUUCAAUAUUUUUUGCAGUCAGAUCU
This is a messenger RNA of Durotheca rogersii, 1827 nucleotides long. RefSeq lists its product as uncharacterized. NCBI's taxonomy places the organism in Eukaryota, Fungi, Ascomycota, Sordariomycetes, Xylariales, Xylariaceae. Bases 235 to 1719 code for a protein of 494 amino acids. The transcript has 2 exons. The record is from RefSeq and is a predicted model, not a curated record.